This is a messenger RNA of Bipolaris oryzae ATCC 44560, 204 nucleotides long. RefSeq lists its product as uncharacterized. The transcript is spliced from 2 exons. The annotation marks the transcript as partial. Lineage: Eukaryota; Fungi; Ascomycota; Dothideomycetes; Pleosporales; Pleosporaceae. The record is from RefSeq and is a predicted model, not a curated record.
AUAAAAGUCUCCCUCGUUAUCACAGCAAUCGCUGCGUCAAUGGCACAGGCAUCCCCCGCUGUAGUUAGCGUUGAGCGCUCCUUCAAGCAACUGCGCAACGAGGAUGGUGCCGACGUAGCCAUAGCGUGCGCGGAGUGUCCUUGCGAAGGCUUCACGGGGCUGUGCAAAUGCGUAAGUGAUCCUCCUAAUCAAUACAGUUGCCUU